AUGGAUACUCGCGGGUCUCGAUUCCUGGACCCGUCGUCCGCAAUGGCGGCGAUCACCAGGCACAAAGCCGAAGCGAUUAAAUUAGCCCGAGAGCAGGGAACUGCAGUCAAAGAGAUGUGUCGGCGUGCAAAGACAGAUGUGCCUCCGUACGAAUUCGAAGAGUUGAUCGGUAAAGGUGCAUAUGGUCGGGUCUACAAAGGUCGACAGAUGCCAUCGGGCCGCCUUGUCGCCAUCAAGGUUCUCGACAUUGAUUCGCUGGAUUACAAAUCCCAGCGUGACUUCAGGGACGAGUCCAUCAAAGAUUUCAUCCACGAGACCAAGGUCAUGAAGCAAGUGAAGGACUCAGGAGCCCGAAACAUCAACGAACUCAUCGAAGCUAUCUCCAUUCACUCCCAACUGUGGCUAGUGUGUGAGUAUUGUCCAGGUGGCAGUGUCAGAACAUUGAUGCGUGCAACUGGCGAUAGACUUGACGAAAAGUACAUCAUUCCUAUCGCACGAGAACUGGCAAUUGGCCUACGCGCUAUUCAUGAAGCCGGAAUUAUUCAUCGCGAUGUCAAAGCUGCAAAUAUUUUGGUGCAUGAGGAAGGUCGAUUAGAGAUUUGUGACUUUGGUGUCGCCGGUAUCCUUCAGUCCCAGCGUGACAAAAGAUCAACAUGGAUUGGAACACCUCAUUGGAUGCCACCGGAGAUGUUCGGUCGUGGACCAGCACAUCGUUACAGCAGUGAGGUCGACGUGUGGGCAUAUGGAUGUACGCUUUACGAAUUUGCGAAUGGAAGUCCGCCCAAUGCAGGUCUUCGGGAGCCAAUGCAAAUCGGGCGCCAAUUAAACAGGACUGCCCCCAAGCUCAACAACGACAAUUACAGUCAGGGUCUCCAAGAGUUUAUUGCGUUUGUCCUUGAGCCCGACCCUGCGAAUCGUCCUACAAUGGCAGACGUUCUGGAACAUCCAUACAUUGCUGGAACCGAGGAAGAAUAUCCUACGUCAUCCGUAGGCGAGCUGGUUCGCAAUUACUACCAAUGGUCGCAACGAGGAGGUCAACGUAUUUCUUUGUUCAAUCCUGGAGGUGCUCAGGCAGCAGAAAUGCCAGAUGCCGAAGAGCCAGUCGAUGAUUGGAACUUCAGCACAACCGAUGGAUUUGAGCGAAGGUUCUCUGUCAUUGAUCUGGAUCAAAUUGCCGCGUCUCUCGCUGAGAUGGAAGAACCUGUCAGCCCUACCACACCAAGUCCUGAAAAUGACUCUGGCGAAGAUGUGAAUAUCAGCGACAUGGACCCCGAACAACAAGCCAACUUUGAUGAACGUGUACGCCGUGGUGCCGCUGCUAUGGAGGGCCUUUUCAAUGAAGAAAUGCCCAGCUACAAGUACGAGACCAAGAAUGACUUUGUGCCCAUACAGCCGGCUCCGCCGACUUCUGAUCUUCCUUUACGCACUGAAACGGAUCGGUCCUCCGUUAUGUCUACAUUGAUCGACAUUGACAUUGGAUCCUUUGACUCUUCACACUACGCAGCUGGUGCUCCGACUGCACAGCCUUUCCAGCUAGCUAAUGCUGAUACGAUCCGUGCGAAUCGUCACCGGAACUCGAAUGAAAAUAGCUCACAGUCAUCCAACAGUGGUCACGAAAGUGAGGAACUACAAGAGGAGAACUUCCAGCCUCAGACUGGCCCACGCCCUCCAACAAUGGAUUGGAAGUUCCCUUCAUUUGCGCCGCCUCCAGAGCCCGAGGAUGAGCCCGAAGCAAAGGCAGUAGAGACCCCAACACCAGCUGCUUCGGCAUCCGAGGAACCAUUCCAGGCAGAAAAGCGUGCAACUAUGCAGUGGACCUUUCCGGUCAUGGGCGCUGAUACAAGCGAUGCAGUCAAUUCCGAUCGCUAUGACACGCUGCGAGCACCGCUGCCCGGUAUUCAGGAACAGAAUCAUGACACACCUGUUGAAUCUCGACCAUCGACCUCAGCCUCCAACAAAUCCACUAUGUCCGACUCCGACUCCGACCCUUUCCGGUUUGAUCGACCAAAAGCCCCACAAGCAUCAUUACACCAACCAAAUCCAUCAUUCGGCUCGGCCCUAGGCGAUCCCUCCGAUGAAGUGGAACAUGACUCCUCAGGAAUUCUCGAUGGGCCGGGACCAGACGAGGAGGAUCAACCCGAGUGGAGCGAGACCUCUUCAGUAAUCGACCUGAAUGAUGUACCGCUUCCCACGGCUGUUCCCGUGCUCGACGGACCGGGAGAAAGCCCUAUCAUUGCCUCGGAGCCAGGCUCUCCCGUAUACGAAGAGCCUUUGCAGACCGCUCGUCGUGAUGUGGUUUCCAUGAAAAUGUCUCAAACCGACACCGCCAAGGAAGAUGAGUCAGAUGCUCUAUCUUUCCCUCAUAUCGUCCCACCUUGCGUGGAGAGCUUGAUGGAAGGUAUCGAUGACAAUACUGUCACCACGGAGUUGGAUCGUCUGCUCGAUGAUUUCCUCGAUGCCCUGGCAGCUACAGGAGAUGCACUCUCGAGGGCAGGCCCUGGACAGCAGACGGAAGAAAUGAAGCGUGCCUCGGAGGUAGGCCAGUGA
Molecule: messenger RNA, 2547 nt
Organism: Penicillium maclennaniae
Lineage: Eukaryota; Fungi; Ascomycota; Eurotiomycetes; Eurotiales; Aspergillaceae
Product: putative serine/threonine protein kinase
Exons: 3
Coding region: 1-2547 (848 amino acids)
Biological process (GO): protein phosphorylation
Molecular function (GO): ATP binding; protein kinase activity
Source: RefSeq, a predicted model, not a curated record